Pteropus alecto (black flying fox) is the source of this 2494-nucleotide messenger RNA. It is a transcript of the gene BBS7, whose product is annotated as Bardet-Biedl syndrome 7. The record is from RefSeq and is a predicted model, not a curated record. Bases 210 to 2357 code for a protein of 715 amino acids. Lineage: Eukaryota; Metazoa; Chordata; Mammalia; Chiroptera; Pteropodidae. Gene Ontology annotation, biological process: intracellular protein localization; non-motile cilium assembly; intracellular transport. Gene Ontology annotation, molecular function: protein binding. Gene Ontology annotation, cellular component: axoneme; ciliary basal body; membrane. The transcript has 19 exons.
UACUGACGUCACGCCGGACGCCGCUGCCCUGACGCCCGCGGCUGCAUCCCCGCCGACGCCGCUGCAGCUGGGGUCGCCCCUGAGUGAGCGCGCCCCGGCCGCGGGCCAUUUCCCCUCAGAAGCCCCGGGUCCCGUAGCCCCUGUCCCCCCUGUUUCCCCUGUCCCUACUGUCCCGGCCCGGCGCUGCCCGGCGCGUCCGUGCCGCCGUCAUGGAUCUGAAUUUAAACCGAGCGGAUUAUCUGCAGGUGGGAGUGACCUCUCAGAAGACCAUGAAGCUACUUCCUGCCUCAAGACAUAGAGCGACACAAAAGGUGGUUCUUGGAGAUCAUGAUGGGGUAGUUACGUGCUUUGGCAUGAAGAAAGGAGAAGCGGUGGCAGUGUUCAAGACUUUACCGGGGCAGAAGAUUGCAAGACUGGAACUGGGAGGGGUUCUGAACACGCCCCAGGAGAAAAUUUUCGUUGCUGCGGGGUCUGAGAUUAGAGGCUUCACAAAGAGAGGAAAACAGUUCCUCUCUUUUGAAACAAACCUCACUGAAAGCAUUAAAGCUAUGUACGUAUCUGGCUCAGACCUCUUCCUCAGUGCAAGUUAUAUCUAUAACCACUAUUGUGACUGCAAAGACCAACAUUAUUACCUUUCUGGGGACAGAAUCAAUGACGUCAUCUGCCUUCCUGUGGAAAGGUUAUCUCGCGUUACACCGGUAUUGGCCUGCCAAGACAGAGUUCUCAGAGUUUUACAGGGAUCCGACGUUUUAUAUGAAGUUGAAGUUCCCGGCCCGCCGACUGCUUUAGCGUUGCACGGUGGGAUUGGCGGUGACUCUGGAGAAGACCUUUUGUUUGGAACAUCAGAUGGAAAACUCGGGAUUAUUCAGGUCACCACAGCCAAGCCGAUACACAAGUGGGAGAUUCGAAAUGAGAACAAGAGGGGAGGUGUUUUAUGCAUUGACAGCUUUGACAUCGUGGGUGACGGGGUUAAAGACUUACUGGUUGGGAGAGAUGAUGGCCUAGUGGAGGUUUACAGCUUCGAUCAUGCAAACGAGCCUGUGCUGCGAUUCGAUCAGACGUUGUCUGAAAGUGUCACGUCUAUCCAGGGCGGCUGUGUAGGUAAAGAUGGCUAUGAUGAAAUCGUGGUAUCCACAUACUCAGGCUGGGUUACAGGUCUGACCACAGAGCCCGUUCAUAAGGAAAGCGGCCCCGGAGAAGAACUGAGAAUUAAUCAGGAGAUGCAGAAUAAAAUUUCUACUUUACGGAGUGAGUUGGAACAGCUGCAGUAUAAGGUCCUACAGGAGAGAGAGAAAUAUCAGCAGGCUUCUCAGUCAAGCAAAGCAGUGUCCACAGUACCUUCCUUUAGUAUAAAUGACAAGUUUACGUUAAAUAAAGAUGAUGCCAGCUACAGCCUAAUCUUAGAGGUGCAGACGGCAAUAGAUAACGUCUUAAUACAGAGCGAUGUUCCAGUAGACUUACUUGACGUGGAUAAAAAUUCUGCUGUUGUCAGCUUUAGCAGCUGUGAUUCUGAGUCAAAUGACAACUUUCUUCUCGCCACUUACCGGUGCCAGGCAAAUACCACAAGGCUGGAGCUCAAGAUUCGCUCAAUUGAAGGCCAGUAUGGCACGCUUCAAGCAUAUGUGACUCCAAGAAUUCAACCCAAAACCUGCCAGGUCCGCCAGUACCUUAUCAAGCCCCUCUCGCUCCAUCAAAGAACUCACUGCAUUGAUCAUGACAGGCCCGUGAAUACGCUGACCUUGACUGGCCAGUUCAGCUUCGCUGAAGUGCACUCGUGGGUGGUGUUCUGCCUGCCCGAAGUCCCCGAGAAGCCGCCGGCAGGAGAGAGCGCGACCUUUUACUUCCAGAACACCUUCCUCGACACGCAGCUGGAAAGUCACUGCAGAAAAGGAGAAGGAGUUUUUAAAUCCGACAACAUUUCUACUAUAUCCAUCCUAAAAGAUGUACUCUCUAAAGAAGCUACAAAAAGGAAAAUUAACCUCAACAUAUCAUAUGAGAUAAAUGAAGUUUCAGUUAAACACACUUUAAAGCUAAUCCAUCCAAAGCUGGAGUACCAGUUGCUUUUGGCAAAGAAAGUGCAGUUAAUUGAUGCUUUAAAAGAAUUGCAGAUUCAUGAGGGAAAUACAAACUUUCUGAUACCAGAAUAUCGCUGUAUUCUAGAAGAGGCAGAUCACCUACAGGAAGAAUACAAAAAGCAGCCUGCACAUCUCGAAAGACUCUAUGGCAUGAUCACCGAUCUUUUCAUAGAUAAGUUCAAGUUCAAAGGCACCAAUGUAAAAACCAAAGUACCUCUUUUACUGGAGAUUCUGGACAGUUAUGACCAAAACGCACUGAUUGCUUUCUUUGAUGCCGCAUGAAAUGUAAACAAGGUAAAGUUCCCGAGAAGAUCUCUGCUUAAAUGAACAUGUUAAAGUUACAAGCUAACCUGUACAUACUUUCCUUUCAAAUACUUUAAAAUAUUAUCUAAAUAUAUUUGAGAUAUGACUUUUUUUUA